Molecule: messenger RNA, 1073 nt
Organism: Selaginella moellendorffii
Lineage: Eukaryota; Viridiplantae; Streptophyta; Lycopodiopsida; Selaginellales; Selaginellaceae
Product: G patch domain-containing protein 8
Exons: 7
Coding region: 77-985 (302 amino acids)
Molecular function (GO): nucleic acid binding
Source: RefSeq, a predicted model, not a curated record
UAUGUGAAGAGCCCUAAUUUGAUGGAUCGGAUCUAAGCGGAGGUGUGUCGCUUCUUCUAGCUCUGGAUCGACCGCGAUGAAUCUGCGAAUCUAUGAUCACGCGCAGAUUGCGCAGCGGAGGCUCCUGGAGCGAGAACAGGCGUAUGCGGAAUCCGUGGCGGAUGAUCUUGGCGAGGAGCUGAGCUUGCCUGGAGAGAAUGCGGCCGGCAGGGGCGGGGAGAGCGAGGAAAUCGAGCAAGCGUCGGUGAACACGCAGAUCUCCGAUUCGAAUGUCGGGUUUCGGCUCUUGCAAAAAAUGGGAUGGAAGGGAAAGGGGCUUGGGAAAGACGAACAAGGGAUAGUGGAGCCAAUCCGAGCUGACAGCCGAGAUCCAAAGCUUGGAGUUGGGAAGCAAGAGGAGGAUGAUUUCUACACGGCCGAGGCGAGCAUCCAUCGGAAGAAGAUGGAGUCGGAAACAUCGGAAAACGAUGAAGAGACUGCGAAGAAACGCGAGGUGGAGGCAGAGCGCGAGCUCAAGAUCCAGAGCGAAGUCAAGGAGAUCCGCAAGGUGUUUUUCUGCGAGCUUUGCAACAAGCAGUACAAGUUCGCAGUGGAGUUUGAGACGCAUCUCAGCUCCUACGAUCACAAUCAUCGAAAGCGAUUUAAAGAGAUGAGGGACCUACACUCUAGCCGGGACCGCGACGAUCGCCAGAAGCGUGAACAGCUCAGGCUUGACAAGGAGAUGGCGAAGCGACAAGCCGAGGCUCAACGCCAGCAGCAAGAGCAACAAUCCGACGCUGCGAAAGUCAUCGACGCUCCCCCUCCAGACUCUACAGCAGUCUCUACAGCAAUCUCUACAGCAGCGGCAGCACCAGUGCCUGGAACAGUGAAGUUUGGAUUCUCAUCCAGAGCAAUCUCGACAAAGGUUCUACCGGAUGGCGCUGCAGCGAAAAAGCUCAAAGUCUUCGCCAAAGUUCCAUCCGUCUUUGGUGAAGAUAGCGACUGAGAAGAAGCGUUUUUCUUUUCUCCCCGUGUAUAUUGUCAAAAGUUGUACGUAAUGGGACGUGUGACUAUACCGUGCGAUUUCGUGUGGA